AUGGACUUCAGUCCAUAUACUAUCGGAAUUACCGCUCUCGUCGCGUUUUUGGCGUACAAGUACGUCAAUGCACGUAUUCAACGGUCCAAGUUGGACGCAAUUCCUACAUCGGGCCCGAAUGGGAUAUUCUCCUCCUAUGUCACAGUGUGGCGCUACCUGCUCCAUGCACGCACUUUGAUUGAGGAAGGGUGUCAACAGCACCCUGGAACAGCGUUCAAGAUCCCGACACUCUUUGGCUGGAAUGUUGUUUUGAAUGGUCGGGACAUGUUCGAAGAGCUGAAACGAGCCUCCGAGGGAGAUCUCUCUAUCCUUGAGAUGUUUGAAGAUCUCGUUCACUUGAAGUACACAAUGUCACCGGUCAUUCACAGAAAUCCGUACCAUCUCGAUGUCAUUCGCACUACUCUCACUCGGAACAUUGGUGCAAGGUUCGACGAUGUCCGAGACGAGAUUCAGGCUGCGUUCUCAGAGUAUAUUCCACCACAAGAUGAUUGGGUGGAACCGUCGAACAUCAUCAAGACCAUUCAGAACAUCGUGGUUCGAACUUCCAACAGGUUUUUCGUUGGGCUACCGCUGUGUCGCAAUGAAGACUGGUGCGAUUUGAACCUCAAAUUCACAAUCAACGUCAUGGUUAACGGUAGUCUCAUCGGCUUCUUUCCAAAAUUCUUGCACCCACUACUCGGUCGUAUCAUAACAAACAGAAAGUCCAGUUUACGACGUGCUGUGAGGCAUCUUACACCAAUUCUCAACGAGCGUUUUGCUAUGGAACGAGAAUAUGGUCGAGAUUGGCCUGAUAAACCUAACGACUUGAUUUCUUGGCUGAUCGACAGCUGCGCUCAAAACGGUGAAGACUGGCAAAAAGGGUCUUACGAAGACCUUACUUUACGAGUAAUCGCCACGAAUUUUGUCGCUAUUCACACCACCUCUCAAACCUUCACUCAGGCACUGUUUCAUUUGGCCGCCAACCCACAAGUCGUUGAACCUCUUCGUGAAGAGAUUAAGACUACGGUUGAGCGUGAGGGAGGAUGGUCGAAGGUUGCUAUGGUUCAAAUGCGUCUCUUGGAUAGUUUUAUGAAAGAGUCACAGAGACGAGUUGGUGUGGGUGCAAUUGGCACCGCUCGCAUAGCGCAAAAAGAUUAUCGGUUCACUAAUGGCGUUGUAAUACCCGCCGGAACAAAAGUAGGAGUGGCCACGUAUCAUUUCCACCACGAUGAGUCGAAAUACCCGUCUCCUUUCGAAUUUAAACCGACUCGCUCUGGGAGUUGA
Messenger RNA from Marasmius oreades (fairy-ring Marasmius), 1263 nucleotides. RefSeq lists its product as uncharacterized. The record is from RefSeq and is a predicted model, not a curated record. Gene Ontology annotation, molecular function: oxidoreductase activity, acting on paired donors, with incorporation or reduction of molecular oxygen; iron ion binding; monooxygenase activity. Bases 1 to 1263 code for a protein of 420 amino acids. NCBI's taxonomy places the organism in Eukaryota, Fungi, Basidiomycota, Agaricomycetes, Agaricales, Marasmiaceae. The transcript has 11 exons.